Dreissena polymorpha is the source of this 747-nucleotide messenger RNA. Its product is annotated as extracellular tyrosine-protein kinase PKDCC-like. The record is from RefSeq and is a predicted model, not a curated record. Gene Ontology annotation, molecular function: non-membrane spanning protein tyrosine kinase activity. The transcript has a single exon. NCBI's taxonomy places the organism in Eukaryota, Metazoa, Mollusca, Bivalvia, Myida, Dreissenidae. Bases 1 to 747 code for a protein of 248 amino acids.
AUGGUAACGAGGCACCAAAGAGAAGUACGGCAUUGUAUCGAAAAACUCAACCACUCGGAUACGGAGUUCCUAAGUCACCGCGCUAAGUGCUUCAUGUUCUCUAAUAUGAAACUUAUGAAGAAAAUUCUUAUGUUGGAGCAACUCAGCCAUCCAGGAUUUAUCAAGCUUCUUGGCUACUGCGUUCGCAACGAGGAAAGUGAUACAAUGGAUCUCAGCGAAAGAGGAGUGAUUAGCGUAUAUGAACUAGGAACAAGGAUCUCUGUGUACAAUCUGCAAGCCUUAACUUGGCGGGAAAGAAUUCAGCAUAGCUUGCAUUUGGCUAGAUUUCUUUAUUAUCUGGAAUUUUCACCCCUUGGAUCAUUGCGGAUACGAGACUUUAAAGAGGAACAUUUCUUAAUGAGUAAUGGUACACUGAAAAUGAUCGAUCUAGAUGAUGUGGACAACUUAGAGCCAUCUUGUUCGGUUUAUGUGAACGAAGUAGAACAUGGUAAUAUAACUUUUGAAAGUCAAAAUCAAGGUUGUGACUUUGCAAUUCCGUGCCACAAAGGGUUGUGCGUCGGUUUUAAUGCGAAACAAAACAUGAAGUUCAUGUACAAACUGUUCUUCAAUGUUUUGAUCUUCCCAACAGCAAUUCCUAACCCGUUGUCUGGCGAUCUUAGAAAUGUAUUACGAAGACUUGAUGGCAAUCGUAUUUCAGCUGCAGAAUUGAUUGCUAUUUUUGAUAAAUUAUCCGCCUUCGAUAAUUGA